CCCCAAGGUGACCAGUACAAAUUUGGAUUGUAUCAUAAAAACCACUGUGGUUUGUGAUCGAAGCGAACCACAAGUUAAGAUAGAUUUUACAAACAACAAAAGUUUGAGGUUUUUAGCUAAUAAUUUAACGGUGUUGGAGAUUUUUCAAUAUUUUAAUAAACACUUGGGGCCCUUAAUUAAAAUAGAACAAGAAUCUGCACCCGUUCCCGCUGUUAAAGCUAAGAUCCAAAAGAAAUUAAAAAAGAAAUAAAGAUGGUUAAUAAUGGCAAAUCGAAACAUUACCAUAUUAGAAUUGUUGAGCAUAUUUAUAACAAAAUUCCUUAUUUCACCGAUAUAUUUACAGAAGAAACGUUUUAUAUAACAGUUUUUUGCUUUAUUGCAAUUACUAUUUCAACCGUUUUUAUUUUAUCUCGGUUUGUAACUAUAAAACCUGUAGAAUAAUAAAAUUAAUAAAUUUUUAAA
This is a messenger RNA of Onthophagus taurus, 462 nucleotides long. The record is from RefSeq and is a predicted model, not a curated record. NCBI's taxonomy places the organism in Eukaryota, Metazoa, Arthropoda, Insecta, Coleoptera, Scarabaeidae.